Octodon degus (degu) is the source of this 1793-nucleotide messenger RNA. RefSeq names its product purinergic receptor P2X 2 (gene P2rx2). Bases 25 to 1509 code for a protein of 494 amino acids. NCBI's taxonomy places the organism in Eukaryota, Metazoa, Chordata, Mammalia, Rodentia, Octodontidae. Gene Ontology annotation, biological process: response to ATP; monoatomic cation transmembrane transport. Gene Ontology annotation, cellular component: plasma membrane; nuclear inner membrane. Gene Ontology annotation, molecular function: ATP binding; purinergic nucleotide receptor activity; extracellularly ATP-gated monoatomic cation channel activity. The record is from RefSeq and is a predicted model, not a curated record. The transcript has 11 exons.
CGGCUGGAGGCGGCGCGGGGAGCCAUGGCCGACAGCCGCUCCAGAGCCCCCGCGGCUUGGCGCCUGGCCCAGGGCUGCUGGUCUGCGUUUUGGGACUACGAGACGCCCAAGGUGAUCGUGGUGCGCAACCGGCGCCUGGGGAUCGUGUACCGUGCGGUGCAGCUGUUGAUCCUGCUCUACUUCGUGUGGUGCGCAGGGUGGGCCGGGUCCUGCCUGCGCCUCUCGGAGCCAGCCCCACCCUGCAGGUACGUGUUCAUCGUGCAGAAGAGCUACCAGGACAGCGAGACGGGUCCGGAGAGCUCCGUCAUCACCAAGGUCAAGGGGAUCACAGAGUCCGAACACAAAGUGUGGGACGUGGAGGAGUAUGUGAAGCCCCCCGAGGGGGGCAGCGUGUUCAGCAUCAUCACCAGGAUCGAGGUCACCCCCUUCCAGACCCUGGGCACCUGCCCGGAGAGCAUAAGGGUCCCUAACGCCACCUGCUACUCGGAUGCCGACUGCAUGGCUGGAGAGCUAGACAUGCUGGGCAAUGGGUUGCGGACGGGGCGCUGCAUACCCUAUUAUCACGGGGUGGCCAAGACCUGCGAGGUGUCUGGGUGGUGCCCUGUGGAGGACGGGGCCGCAGUCAGUCACUUCCUGGGCAAGAUGGCCCCCAACUUCACCAUUCUGAUCAAGAACAGCGUCCACUACCCCAAGUUCCAGUUCUCCAAGGGCAACAUUGCACACCGGGAGGACGACUACCUGAGGCGUUGCACCUUCGACCAGGGCUCCGACCCCUACUGCCCCAUCUUCCGGCUGGGCUUCAUCGUGGAGCAGGCAGGGGAGAACUUCACGGAGCUGGCACACAGGGGUGGCGUCAUUGGGAUCGUCAUCAACUGGGACUGUGACCUGGACCUGCCUGCAUCUCAGUGCAACCCCAAGUACUCUUUCCGGAGGCUCGACCCCAAGCACAUCCCUGCCUCCUCAGGUUACAACUUCAGGUUUGCCAAGUACUACCGGGUAAACAGCACCACCACCCGCACGCUCAUCAAGGCCUAUGGGAUUCGCAUUGACGUCAUUGUGCACGGUCAGGCAGGAAAGUUCAGCCUGAUUCCCACCAUCAUCAACCUGGCCACCGCACUGACCUCCAUCGGGGUGGGCUCCUUCCUGUGCGACUGGAUCUUGUUAACAUUCAUGAACAAAAAUAAGGUCUACAGCCACAAGAAAUUUGACAAGGUGUGUGCGCCACGAAGGCCCUCCAGCAGCUGGCCAGUGACGCUUGCCCUUGUUUUGGGCCAGGCGCCUCCCCCAGCCAGUCACUGCUCCCAGGACCUGGCACCUGGCCCUGGCCAGCAGGGCCCACAAAGGGCAGCACCAAGCAAAUCUGUUUGUCCCCCACAACCCCACACCACCUCUGCCCUGUCUGAGCAGGUGGAUCCCCCUGACCAACAUGGGGGACAAGGGCUCCCCACCUCUGAGUCGCUCCAGCAGGACUCCACACCCACAGAUCCCAAAGGUUUGGCCCAGCUCUGAACUCCUGGUCCUCACUGUGCUGUGGACCUGGGUUCCAAAGUCCCUGCCCAGCUGCUCUGGCAUACCCCACAGCCACAUCUUGAUGCCCUGGCAGCCCAGGGGCAGGAGCCCUGAGCAAAAGAGCCUUUCCCCCCGCAGUCUGCAGACAGGUGGGGUUUGUGUCAACUCAACACACUCCAGGGGACCCCGCAUCACAGCUGAGUUCUGAGGAGCUGUCUGUGCUCUUGACCCCGCGCCCCAGCACUUCAACUCUGCCCAAACACUUCCCUUGGAAGUCACAGCAU